Molecule: messenger RNA, 7054 nt
Organism: Scophthalmus maximus (turbot)
Lineage: Eukaryota; Metazoa; Chordata; Actinopteri; Pleuronectiformes; Scophthalmidae
Gene: ddhd1b
Product: DDHD domain containing 1b
Exons: 13
Coding region: 310-2868 (852 amino acids)
Cellular component (GO): cytoplasm
Molecular function (GO): metal ion binding; glycerophospholipase activity
Source: RefSeq, a predicted model, not a curated record
GAAGUUGAUUUGACAGCAUGGAGCAACUGAGAUUUCAUCCGAUGUAGUACAGUUCAUUGAUCACUCAGUUCUCACGAAACCCGGGGACCAGGCAGCAAGCAGCAGCAAGCAGCAGCAGCAAGUCGUUUCAAAAGGUGUUUUAAAAGAUGUGGCUGCUAUGAUACGGACUAUAUACAGAUGGCCCGGUAUACAGAUGUUAGCAGCUGUUGGAGGAGAAGCCGUUAAUCCGGUGUAACAGUCGAACGACGGAGCAUCGUUGUGUGUUUCCAUGAACUGGAUCUAACGAGCUGCGACUGUACCGUGAGCAUCAUGACGGAGCAAGCGACAGUCCGUCAGCCGAGUUCAGAGAAUAACUCAGUAAGCAGCAGCGAGUGGGACAUGGCUAAUGAUGUGUUUGUGUCCGGCUACGACGACAGUCCUGCUACUGGCGACCCGGAGCCGGCGAAGCCAGGUUUGGACAGACUCUUGCCGCUGUUAUCCCAGGAUGGCAUAAUGCUGGGCCUGGCCGGGGAGGAAUAUCCGGCCUCAUCUUAUCUGGACAUGGACCCGGACUACACCGAGAGUGACGGGAACGUCACAACCAAGAAGCGCAUACGGUCCAAUAGCUCCAGGCACCGCGGUGACAUCGUGACGGAGCUGGGGCCAGAGGAGGUGCGGUGGUUUUACAAAGAGGAUAAGCGGACGUGGAAGCCAUUCGUCGGACACGACUCUUUAAAAAUCGAGAUCGUCUAUCUGAGAUUGUGCGAGCAGAUCCCUGACAAGGUUAAACGACCCGUCGAUACCACCGAGGCUGAGGGGAAGGAGACAACCAGGUCCUACGACAACCAGUCGGAAAGCGUGGCCGCGGAUAGUGGCGGUGUACGGGCGGAGCCGCCAGUGCAGCGGUGCGCAGGGCAGCGGCGCUCGGUGUCGGAGGAGAGGAAGAACCCGGACAACAACAGCAUUAGCGUGGAGGCAGUGUGUGUCAGAGGGGGGCUCUAUGAAGUGGAUGUCAGAGAGAAGGAAUGCUAUCCUGUUUAUUGGAACCAGCAAGACCGUAUUCCUGUGAUGAGGGGUCAGUGGUUCAUCGACGGAACGUGGCUUCCCCUGGAAGAGGACGAGAGUGAUCUCAUCGAGCUGGAGCACCUCACUCGUUUCCGGGGGCAACAGAUGAGGGACACCUAUGAGAUGGAGGCUGUGACCAUCACAGUGGACAGCAAGGAUUCAAUCCACAGUCUGAAGCUGAGCAGGAGUCACGUGGACUGGCACAGUGUGGAUGAGGUGUACCUGUACAGCGACGCCACCACCUCCAAGAUCGCACGCACCGUCACUCAGAAGCUGGGCUUCUCUAAAGCCUCGAGCAGUGGGACACGUCUCCAUCGGGGGUAUGUGGAGGAGGCAGCACCUGAGGACACCCCGCCUGAAACCACACACAUUGUCUUCGUGGUGCAUGGCAUUGGCCAGAAAAUGGACCAGGGCCGCAUCAUCAGGAACACCAGCAUGAUGAGAGAUGCUGCCAGGAAGAUGGAGAAGAAGCAUUUCUCUGAUCGCACCACAGAGCACGUUGAGUUUCUUCCUGUGGAAUGGAGGUCGAAACUGGCUCUGGAUGGAGACACAGUGGAUUCCAUCACUCCAGACAAAGUGCGAGGUCUCCGAGACAUGCUGAACAGCAGCGCCAUGGAUAUUAUGUACUACACCAGCCCUUUGUACAGAGAUGAGAUUACCAGGGGUUUGACUUUGGAGCUGAAUCGUCUCUACUCACUGUUCUGCUCGCGGAAUCAAGACUUUGAGAAAAAUGGGAAGGUGUCUAUCGUGUCACAUUCCCUGGGCUGCGUUAUCACCUUCGACAUCAUGACAGGCUGGGACCCUGUGUGCUUUCAUCAUCAAGAAGCACCAGACCCAGAGGAGACAUUGGCCCGCUGGCCAAGUGACGAGGAGCGCCACCUUCAAGAGCUGCUGAGACUCACACGCCUCAGGUUAAGAGACUUGGAGGAUCAGUUCCAAGGUCUGCAGACUUCGUCUUCUGUUGCAGUGCCAGCCUUGAAAUUCAAGGUUGAAAACUUCUUCUGCAUGGGUUCUCCUUUGGCUGUUUUCUUGGCAUUGCGAGGGAUCCGGCCUGAAAACAAUGGUCUGCAAGACCACAUCCUCCCCACGUCUAUCUGCAAACGCCUCUUCAAUAUAUUCCAUCCCACAGACCCUGUGGCAUACAGAUUGGAGCCUCUUAUCUUAAAACACUACAGUAACAUUGCCCCUGUUCAAAUCCACUGGUACAACACCACCAGUCCGACGCCGUACGAUCAGAUCCGGCCCACUCUGUUCAACCCCCCAAAGGACACUGCAUCUGUCUCAGACUCAGAGAGCAUCCCCAGCCCCUGUACUUCCCCGCCCCAGGCCCGACGGCACUAUGGAGAGUCUAUUACCAGCCUGGGCAAGGCCAGCAUCAUGGGUGCUGCAAGUCUUGGGAAGGGAAUAGGAGGAAUCCUGUUUUCCCGCUUUUCCCGCUCUACCAGUCAGGUGGGUGGAGUGGAAGAGGAGCCAUCAGACUGCGAGGGUGGAGCCUCUGAAAUGGAAAGCGUGGCAUCGGUAGAGGAAGGAGCAAUGGUGGCAGACAGCGAAGAGAAGGUCAAACAAGUGGAUGAGGAGAGUAGGGAGGUGGAGUCGGCCAUGUCCCAGUCCACCUCAGCUGUCUUGGACAGCACCUCAUUGGAAUUGGAGAGACGCAUUGAUUUCGAGCUGCGGGAGGGUAUGGUGGAGAGCCGCUAUUGGUCAGCGGUAACCUCACACACAGCCUAUUGGUGCUCUUAUGAUGUGGCUCUUUUUCUCCUCACCUUCAUGUACAGACCACAAGAACCACCAGAACCUGCAGAAGACAACCCAGACAGCUCGUAACAGAAGGGCAAAGUUACACAUGAAACUGCUGGGGUCAAUUCAUUUUCUAUUCACAUCUUCUGAAAUCUAAACUGACCGACUUAAUUCCUCAUCCUCUAAUUUUUUAAUAAUUCAGUGCUUCACACAUUCAUAUGCUUUAAGCAAUAUUAAUAUAGCCACUCUAGUGACAAAAUGAAAGCUCCCUGAUCAGAGAUUUUCACAGACACAAGAAGAUUAAAGGAAAAUAUUCACAAGAUAUAAAUGGGAGUCCAUUUAGAGUCCAUGUGAAAUCCUCGCACCAAAGCAUUUUUGCUCAGAUAUAAAUCUAUCACAUGAUUAUAAUGGUGACAUUUACAUAAAAUAAUAUACUAUUUGAUAUGUUAUGAGUGUUGAUUUGGGAAAUCUAGAAUAUUGGAGGAGUAAUUCUUAUUUUUAAUUAUGUUAACUGUAGAUGAAUCUGUUCUUUUUUCUAAUAUCGUAUUUCAACUUCAUAAAAAUGGAUAUCAAGAAACUGCAAUCCAGUGGAUAAUUAGUGAUUUCUUAAUCGUUUGUUAAUUGAAAGAAGAUUUAAAGGUUUAAGAUUAAACCCCACAAUACUAACGUGCAGCACAACUUUUUGUUUUUGUUUUAACUUUGAUGUUGGCAGAAAUAUAUUUUCAAACAUGAGGUUCAAUAAAAUAGCAAACUUCAAAUGACUGUUAUAAUUAAAAUAAUUGAAAAUGAAUUGACCCAGUGCUGACACAAUCACACACAAAUCACUUACCUGUUCUACAACUCCCAGUUCACACACUCUAAUCUGGACUGAGCGGACUGUGUCCAGAAUGGGCCGUCCCUGAGGCCCUGUUUCUUGGUUGUAUUUUCUGUGCAAAGCAGCUGGAUUUAUUCUGAGUCAUCGGAGAUCCUGCUGAGAAUGUUAUUUGUCUCUGCUGAGCUUUGACUGUCUUGAACUAUAGCGACAGAGAUGCCUCCAGUGCUUCCAGGUCUAACCUGGAGCUCAUGGAAAAUAUGUUGAAUAAUUUUUCAGAAACUCAUGCCUCACAAGAGAAGAUAAAAAAACCACAAGUGAUCAUUGAAGGUUAUUUACAUAAAAGGCUAAAGGGACAUAUUUCCAUUACAAUUAUUGAAUCUUAAAACCCGAACAUUUUACAGAAACAGUCAGUAUCUGAGUUAGAGCAGCUUGAAGUUAUUUCUGAUGGUGGAGCAUUUGAAAGACCUGCAGUUUAUCACACUGCUUAAAACCCUAACACAGAAGGUGUAGCAUUAGCAGAGUGGCAGCAGCUUCACCGCUCUGUCUAUGUGCACACACCAACUAUAUUAAUCCACCAAGGUGCUAGCUCACCAGGCUUUUCAAAGGAAUGGGAGAUGGCACUCUGAUGGGUUUUUUUUCAUGUGUUACGUCCAAAACACACCCAUGAUUGUGUAAGAGACUAAGUACAAUUCUUCUGAACCAUGCACCUGGUAGAGUGAACCGCCCACUGUUAAACUAGCAAUAGUCGAUUCAGACGUGUCUUUAUGUAUUUGCACCUGUGAGCUUAGAUCGUUCAAAUUUUGCCCCUGGUGUCUUGAGUGCAUGCUAAUAUCCCGAACAGCACUCCAGACUGGGUCUGUAUGAUCAGACCAGGACACAUUUAGUUUUAUAGGCUACAAGACUUUUGCAGUGUGUGUCCUGUUCAAGGUGUCACUUCAGGAAGGGAUCACUUCUUAAAACCACAACCUUUGGUGAAAAGAAACCACUUAAUGGAGCUCAAAUUCGACUCUCAAAUCAACCCGUGGCAUGUUUACUCCCACUGAAAUGUCUAGUUGGCAAACCAACUAGGUGUUCUGCUCAUUGAUAGGUGACAGCCUGAUGCUGACUAUCACCUCAGUCCAAUUUAUUGCAAAAAAUACUGCUCCUGUACAUACUAAUAUUCUGUUGCUUGUUUUAUUAAGGCAACUUCCCAAAUCCUCACUCGUCUGUCAGACCAGUCAGCUCAGUAAAGCAAAAAGUAAAUGAUAAAUGGACUGUAUUUACAUACCUUAUCUAGUCUUACUAGAGCCCAACCAAUAUAUCGGUUGGGUGAAACAACCAGCCGACAUCAUCCAUUCACAGAAAUAUCGGUAUCUGUUUGCAGAUAUGCGCUAUAUUUUACAGUAUUUAUUUAUAGUAGGGUAAAAUAUCACGCCUCAAUUAUAUUUGUUUAUCAUAAGUGUUCGAGGAUGACAAUAAAAAAAAAGUACAUACAUAUAUUUGCCAAAAUAUUGAGUUUUUACUCCCAAAUAUUGCCAUUGGCCCCGAAAAAUUCAUAUUGGUCGGGCUUUUAAUGACCACUCAAAGUGCUUUACACUAUGAAUCACAUUCACACACACUGUCAUACAGCUCUUCUCUGUCACUCACACGUUUGCCAUCAGGGGCAAUUUGGGCUUUAGUGUCUUUAGUGAGCUCAUCCUGUUUCAUUGUCACCCUCUUUUUAACACUAAGAGGUGCUUGUCAUAUGUAACUUCCAGAAAAAGUUACAUCAGAGAAUAUUUUUCACAUUUGUUUAUUAUCUUUAAGCAUUUCAAUUUUUUAAGGAACUGAAAUCACACUCAGACCCAAACGAAGCUUGAUUUGAUUACGUGCCAUGUACAUAGAUUAUGGGCUUUGAUUUAUUUCGGCUGAAUGAAAAAUUCAAGUCUGCCAUAAAUUAAGCUUCUAUGUCAGUAUUUUAUACCUUUGUGUUCAUUGUCGUGUUGUGAUUCAUCCUUACAGUCUUGUCUCUCUAUUUGUUUUCCUCAUAUUUGAUGUAUGUAUUUAAGUCUGAAGGAGGCGUAACUGUUGGAGAUGAGGCCUCUGGACGCAGAACCAGUUACAGUUUCAGAAAACUUCCAGUUGCAAAGAAGAGAGGCCUUGACUCUGUACACUGAGGUUUCAUUCUGACAUUGACAUGAUGUUUGACAGCUCUGCCUCACAGAAUGGUUAUCCUGCUGUUGUUCAGCUCCUUCCCCUCUGGCCAACAACUACUUCAUAGCUGAGUCUGCUGGUCUACACGUUAUUCUAAUGGUCAGGUAUUAGAAGAAAAGUGCAAAUCCAAAACCAACAUUUCUUUUGAGUUCUGUUUAAAUAUAACUUUCUUUUUUGGGUUCAUUCUUUGUGAUUUUGUUUUUUAAUCAAAAAGUGACUUUACUUCGUAUAUCUGAAAAAAGUCAGAGUGAAAUAUCUGGUGAAUUUGUUCACAAUCAGAUUUUACAAUCAGAUUCUCCUUUAAAAUGUAUAUUACCUCAGUAUGGGCAGUGACUCGGAUCAUAGAGUAGGACAGAUUUAUGGAUUUUUAUACGAUUUUUUGCAUCAAUGUGAAAAUGUUCUUUCUUAAGAGGAGACAUUCUUGUAUGGUUAAAUUAUCUGUUUAUCUCUGUGGCAGCAUGUUUUAACUGAUCAGCUUCUUUUAAAACACAUGUCAUGCUGCUUAUAACUACAUGUUUACAGUGGUAAAAAACCCUCAACAUUGAGCCUGAAUGUCAAGGUGAGAAAAAUGAUACUACUUAGGGUUAGAGAAAAUACUGCUUUGUGUUAAAUAGGAAAAUGUCAAUGAUGGCUUCUAAUGAGUCUUGACAGGAAGCCAUGUACAAAUAUACAUAAUAAGUGCCACUCCUAGAGACUGGGUUACAUUGUCAUUACAAGUAAUUUAGAAUCACUGCUAGUGUUUGGUUGGUGGCAGAAAGUAACCCCACCCCCUUUGGACUUAAUUUGUCCUUGUUUACAUGUCCUUCAUGGGAUAUCUCCUUCCUGUGGAGCACCCUUGGUAUACAGUACCUUUAACUGUAUCAUAUGUAAGCGACAUCCUGUAUGGUGAUGUGAUAUGAUGGAUUCUCUUUUACCGCCAUGGUCGGUGGCUAGAAGUUAUUCCCCUCCAGUAUAGUUGUAAUUUCUGUCAAUCGAUGUAGGGGGGAAUUCUGAAUAUCACUGACUCAGAAGUUUAUUCACCAAUUAAUAAAGACUGUGAUUGGACAUGACAGUAUUCUGUUUAUCUGUUGUUGAAAUGAUUAUGUGACAUUUUGUCUCUCAGCUCAUCAGACGUCAGCUGAGUGAAGGAUACAAAAUGAGUCCUUUGUCUGUUGUCAUUCUCACACUUUCUGCCAUAACUGUACCAUUCCUACAUGAAGAUGAUGAUGAUGAUAUGGUGCUUUACCUUGAUAGAGUUUUAACCCCCCCUCCCCCUCCAAAUAAAGGGAACCUCCACCCCAUACACCA